UUAAGGACGUCGCGUCCUGCCCUCAUUCAGGUAAACUGGUUUUAAAAUUAAUUCGGGUUACUUCGAGUGUUUUACGACAUAUUUGCUCCUGUCUUCAACAAAACCUGGAGUUAUAGCUCGCACACGUCAGGCUCGGAAUGGAUGAGGCAGAAAAGUAUCAGCAGAGGCUGCAGGCCAUUGCAGAAAAAAGGCUUGUGCAGGAAGAGGAGGAGAAAGUCAGGAGGGAGAUGGAGAAGGAGUCGCUGAAACAUGCUCAACACAAGAGGAAGUAUCUGAGAGAGCAGUGGCUGAUGGAAUCAACCCCCAGCACUCCUGAGGAUCCUAACCUGCAUUCCGUGAUUCCUGCUUUGCAGUCAACAGAGCAGAGUGCAGAAAACUCAGAGAGACAGAUGAAGAAAGAAGUGGAAAAGACUGAGGUCAUAAAUGACAACUCUUCACAGAUUGGGGAGAAUGAGCCUUUAAUCCUUUCUGCAGACAACCCGGAGGAGCCUACGCAGGCCUACCUGAGAGAGGACAAGAGAAAUGUGCUUGGGGUGUUGGAGGUUGAAGCGGAGAGAAACCUGGUUUCAGAAUCAGCACAGAAGUAUACAGAGGAAAAGAGAAAAGCAAAAACAGAAGAGCAAGAGACUGAGCAGUUAGAAAUGGAUGCAGUAGAACCCGUAGAUCUACCCCACCAUUUAUUAACGCAAAUUACGACACCAGAUGAGGCCCAUUUUUCUUUAGCUGGUAAAAAAACUGAGCUAAUUAUGGCAGAAGAUGUUGCUGAGGAUGAAGAAUGGGAGAUGGUGAAUUGUGGUCCAGAAGAAGAUCUGGACCUUGUGCUGACAUCUGACUUGAUACAGGUUCAGUCAAACACAGGCUUGGAACAAAAAGGUCAUGAUGCUAUUCUGAAGGUGGAGCAGGUCUUCAUCAUGGACGAAGAAGAGGACGUAGAGGUCGGUACAGCUGAGGUGCUGAGCCUUGUUGUGUCUGAGAAGAAGUCUGAUCUUGAAGACACAUCCUGUGAAAAACCUCCUGAGCAUGAAUUACAGACUCUUUAUUUAGAAAAGGUGGCACAUGCAAGCACAUCUGCCCCUCUGAAGGAGCUGAGUAAUGUGUCAGGUAUCAUCUCUGAAGAAUCUUCAGUAGAAUGUAAACAGAAUAUGCCACACCUUCCAGCACAUACAGCACAUGCUCCUGGAGAAAUUCUUAGAGCUAAUACUGAAUACAAAGAGGACCAAAGUUUACCUAUAAGCAGGAUAGUAAAAGUUGAAUGGAAGGACACAUCAGGUCCUGAAGACGAAGUGCAUCAUUAUAUCCCAUUAGAUAGAGAAAGAGAGAAAUCUCCAGCUUUGAAGAAGGGGAAGAUGGUUGCACACGGCACUGAGCCAGAGUCAGAAAUACAAAUACUGAUGCCUCACAGUGGAACUCCAAAGAGAGCUGAAACAAAAAGAAAGACUUGCCACUGUUGCACUGUCAUGUAAGCAAGCAUUCACACGAGUAGCAUAUGUUUUCUCUUUUAUUAGAUUUCCCAUCUUAGUUUCCCUAUUUCACUGUGCAUUCUGAAUUAUAUUGUGUGAGAACAGUUUUCUCCCAUCUUCAAUAAUCGGCGUGUUGGGAGGCAAAUAUCCCAAAAAUAUCUGCGUAGAGAUGUGUGCUUUUUACAGUUAGCUUUGUUGCCCCCUGCUGCACAGACUUUGUAUUGAAAUAUGAAUUCUAAAGUUGACAAGCAAGUUUAUUCUUCAUCACCAUCAUCCUCUGGAUCAACCGUAACCCUUAGCAUCUUAAAACAUGUACUGAAGAUGACUGAAUGGCAAAAAAGUUUAUAUUGAAUUGUAAACUAAUUGUUUUUCUUUUGUUAUCGACACCAGUGUAAACACAUAUACAUAUAUAUGAGUUGUCACAUCUGUGAUAUAAAAAUAUAUCAGAUCUGUUGUGAAGUUUGCCAAAGCAAAUCUGUGCCAAACAUAUCUUAGUAUUAUGUAAGAGGCAUUGUGUAAUGUGACAUGAGAUAUAGAGAAUAUGUGCAAAGUUGCCUUUAUUAUAUUAUUGCUCGAUUGUUAAACUAAAUAAUAUGGUGUUCCAUAUGGUUAGUUAUGGCAGAAACUAUCUUGUUACUGUUUAUAUUUUUCUCUGUCCUUUUUAUCUCUGUAUGAAAGACUGUUUUUCUGAUAUCACCAAUGACAGAUAUUAAAUGCUUGUUUUAUUUAUAAGAAGUUGUUUUUAUUGAUAAAAAAUCAAUGCACAAUGAACACAAAGCACAUAGUGAGCUGGUGGUCAGUGGUACAACCUUGUGAUACUGAUUGGCAUGUGGGGCCCUUAACUCCCCAGCUCAGUUGUAUAAAUGAGAUAAAUGUAAAUUAUAUUUUUGUCUUUAACACCAUAGUAAAAAUUCAAGCAGCUAAGCCAAGACCUCUACGAAAAACUGAAGCUAAACCUAGAGAACCUUUGUGGACUAAAAUGAAGCAUGUUAGCCUGCAACCCUGAUUGUGUUAUACCAUUUCUUUCAGGAGGAAUCAGCAAUAGUGUAUGUGUGUGUCUGUGUGUGUGUGUGUGAAAUGUGUGGAAUUCUAAAAAAUUGCAAUUAACCUAAGUGUAUGUAAAACUUUGGCCUCAGCUGUAGUUAUUUGUGUUACUGUUGUUUCCAUAUGGCAUCAGAAUAAGAGAAGCAAACAUGCAAAACAGCAUAUUUAAAUAAAUAUUUCUUUAAUUAAUAGUUUUUUUGCUGCCAAAAUCCACUAGAUACUGUAUGUCUCGGUUUAAUGUAUUUUUGGGCAUUGUCAGCUGCUUAUUUCUGGAUUUAUUUAUAAUAAAUGAUGAGAUAUUAACAGGUUUUAGGUAGUGGACUCAAGAUUUUGGACCACAUAGCAUAAAGAAUCUCUUCUAAACACUUAAAAUAAUUGCUCCAAGUGGGAAAUGUGCCAUGACUAUGAGGAGAAGCUCUUGAUAUUUAGCAUGCUUAACACAAACCAGAGACAUCUGUCCUGUUUCUGGCUAAUGGAUGUGGAUGAAAAAUUCCUUCUAACCAUUGAGGAUGAAACUCACUUGGAUGCCUUUUGGUGUAUGUGCAAACACAUAAUGUGGCUCUUUAAAACAUCACAAAGUUAUGUGUGACAUCUGUUUUUUUGUUUUGUUUUGUUUUUUUUUUAAAUCUGUUGUUAUAUAGUC
Molecule: messenger RNA, 3147 nt
Organism: Tachysurus vachellii
Lineage: Eukaryota; Metazoa; Chordata; Actinopteri; Siluriformes; Bagridae
Product: paralemmin-1-like
Exons: 7
Coding region: 138-1463 (441 amino acids)
Source: RefSeq, a predicted model, not a curated record